This is a messenger RNA of Saccostrea cuccullata (small rock oyster), 999 nucleotides long. RefSeq lists its product as uncharacterized. Bases 141 to 992 code for a protein of 283 amino acids. The record is from RefSeq and is a predicted model, not a curated record. NCBI's taxonomy places the organism in Eukaryota, Metazoa, Mollusca, Bivalvia, Ostreida, Ostreidae. The transcript is spliced from 2 exons. Gene Ontology annotation, cellular component: extracellular region.
UUGCAGGUAAAGCAAGAUGAGUUAUGCCAGUGAUAGCAAGUAAGAAGUCAAAAAAACGCAAACUAGCCUACCACUGCCAUUCUCUUUUGGGAAGUUAACAUGAAGCGAAGCUAUGGCAGUGUUUAUUCUCUGUAUAGAGGAUGAUGCAAGCUCAAGUUCUGUCAGCUGUUGUGUAUCGAGUAACCAGGACAAUAAACUAUGGUCACAAAUAUGUUGUUGAUGUUAAAUAUGCAGGUAACGGAGGAGUGUGUGUUUCUGUUGUGAAUUCAAAGGUGACCCGAAAUAUUAAUCCACAAGAUAGUUCUAUUCGUCAUUUUUUCUUUGGUGAGUCCUGCUUGCCUUUCAUGGAUGAGUCUACUGAACGUAUUAUACUUUUGAAUAAACAAUCAUUGUUUUAUCGUUACAUAGAUGAAGAUUAUACUUAUAGUAGGCCUUUUGAGAGAACAAGCAUAAUUUUUCCACAGCAAAGCAACGUUUCGAAAGAAUACAGUCCAACCAGAAUAGCAUUGUGCAAUGACAAUGCAAUAUUGAUUUGUCUUUGGAACCAACAAGUGCUCGAGCGUUCUAUGGGUAAAAUUAUCAAGAUAUCUUUUGAGGGUGAAAUAUUUUUUGAAUUAGAAACCUAUAAAAAUAAGCCACUGUUUACAUGUCCGACUUACAUAGCAGAAAACGGCAAUGGAGACAUCUGCGUUUCUGACGUGAACGUUGUAGUUGUCUCGGACGCCGGAGGUUUACUGAGAUUUCGAUACAGAGGAAUAUCAGAUGAUUCUCAGUUUGAUCCCAACGGAAUUUGCUGUGAUUCACAGAACAACAUCAUUGUUGCAGAUAUGAUGAAAAACAAAAUUCACAUGAUUGACCAAAAUGGGGAAUUCCUUCACUAUAUUCAGUACAAAGAUAUGAACAAACCGCGAGCUCUCUGUAUAGACGAGCAUGAUAACCUGUAUGUCGGUGAAUGGUCGUCUGAGAAAAUCAAAGUACUUACACCUCAAUGACUGGAGG